CAAAUAGCCGUUGAAGACAGAUGCUGUGCGGCCUCUGUAAGUUUCUAUCUCGCGAGUUCUCGUCACGGAAUCCGAGUUUUUCGUACGAGAAUUUAGUGCGGAGUUUAACAUAAAAGUGUCGUGCUUCUUGAGACGUGAAAUUGGGCCGGGCGACAUCGAGGACAGUUCCUCACAUCUAACGCCAUUUCGUCGCUCAAAGUCACUCGGUUGGCAUGUAUUCAUCCUUGGAGGCGGAGAGCAAGAGGGAAUUCGAACGGCAGGAUCUGAAAAUGUCGAGCCCCAGGAGUAGCGGAGCCGGCAGCGGAACGACGGUCAUCCGAGAAGGCACCAGGGUCGUCCUCAGGGAAAUCACAGCGACGUUGAACAAUUCUCCGCCGAUGCAGACCUCACGUAAGAAGGAUCCGAGGGAGCAGAACGGCGCCAAGGCGGAGCACGAGGUGAAGGUGCGCUUCGCCAGGGAGUUCGCCGACGUCGGGCCCUCCUCGCUCUACUCCGGGCCGGACAGCCUCUCCUCGGCGAGCAGCUUCCAGAGCCUCGCCAGCACCCUCAGCUCGAAGAGCAGCAGCGGAAUCUGCGCCGACUCGGUGCCCCACACUCCCAGGAAACCGCUCGACGAGUCCUACACGAGCACCGACAUCCCCGGGGUCGACGAUCUGAUCCUGGCCUGCGCGAGCAUCCGGCUAGACGAGGAUCAUCGCCGGCGACAGGAGUCGGAGGGCUCCGCGAGCGAGGCGGACCUUAGCCAGGAUCAAACCUUCACCUCCGCGGUCGGCGAGGACGUCCACUCGACCCGCCUCGAGGAGUCCUCGUUGCGACCCGAGGGCUGCGACGCCGAUCCUGGGAAUCUUCUGGGAAAGACCUCUCGGUCGGUAUUCUCUUCGCCGGAGGUCUCGCCCUCUCCGGACACCGGAGAAUCCUCCAUCGGUGGAUCUGGCGAUACCUCCGCGAACGAGACCAAGGAGUCCUCUACGUCGGGCUCCUUCUCGAUACCCGAGGUCGUACCCCUGGACGCUGCCGACAGGACUUUCGAGCGGAUCGAUAACUCCGACUCGUUUCCUCCGGGUGAUCCCGACGUCCAAGACCUGAACAAGACCAUCGACGUUCUGGUGGAAGGUUUACGGUCGAAGGAGAACUCUACGACUUACGGGAGCCAGGAUAGACCCCAGGAUCUCGGAGAAGAUCGGGGAAUCGCUGCGAACCCUACCUCCUCGUCUCGACCCAGGUCGGGUUUAGACGUUAAUCCGUCCGCCGAUGGUGGAAGACCUCCGCCACUCCCGGACAUAUCUGGCAACCUACCCUUUGCUUCACUGGUGAACGAGCCUCUGGAGAGGCCAUUUAGUCCUUCUUUGAAGUUUGUCACCACCCGGAGGUCCGUUUCUCCGGAAGUCAGGCCGAUCAACGAGACUUUCCAGGUUCCUUCGGAACCUCCCUGCGUCCGGGAGGUCGUUCGUGAGGCUUCGCCGACAGCGGUUCCCGAAGUCCGUACCUCGGCGACGGUGAUACCUGAAAUCCCUGUUUCGGCGAUUUCGAGCCCGCUCAACUUAACUCAGAUCUUCGGCAUCGAGGCUGCUCCUGCGGAACGUACUUUCCCGGUUCCUCCGGAGGUCCCCGGUAUCAUCGAGAAACCUCCAGAAAAUUCCGCCAAGCCGGAGGAGUCGAACAAUGUCAUUCCGGUGAAGGUCCAGGAGAACCUUGAAGAGGCCCCGAGUCGUCCUGCCAUCCUCGUAGACAAGAUCGCUCCAGUCGGCGACGUCGACGUCGGCCCUCCUCACCUGGAAGAAAAGGUCGGACAGCCGAGCUCUGCACCUCUUCCGGUGCCUCGACCUCUCCCGGACGGAGAGGUCUCACCUGUGGUCGAAGAGGUCAUUCCCGAGGCACUUCCUGGGAAGGAUCAGGGCCCAAAGGAACCGGCAGCGAAAGAGACUGAACGGUGUAAUCUAGAAAGCUUCAAACAAGUCGUACCUAGCAUAGUCGUAAAUAAGGGCGAGCCCGAAAUCGCGGUAAAGGUGGACGCGGCGUCUCCUGUCCCGGAAGACCUAGACAAGGAAGAGCUUCCCUUGAUAUCCGAGGUCCUCGACGACACGGCCCCUUUGAACGACACCUGGGAGGUCGCUGCCCCUGGACCCAAGAACGACCCCUGCGAGGUCGCUGCUCCUGGUCCAGAGAACGACGUGUACGUCUCGUUCAAGCCUCAACAACAGAGCACAACCUUGAAUUCGGAGGGUCGUCUGGACUUUGAGAAAUUGGAACUAGCCGCGCAGGCUGUCGCGAACGACAUUUAUCAGACCUCCUUGGGGAUCUCGGAAGAGACUGAUCAGUUCGUCAGCGCCACCUGUGAACUCUUCCAAGACCCCAGCACCUUCGACUUCCUGCUGGGAAGGACCGCCUCGCACAAUCCGGCUCGCAACUUGAGAGCGGACUCCUUGUACGUAAAGUUCGACCCGUUGGUCUCGAACGUUAGCAUGUUACCACAGGGGAAUUGCCAGCCGGUGGAGGAAGAGAAGAACGUCAAUAACGAGGCCCCGGAGGUAGCCAAUACCCCGAAACGAAGUCCCGCCCUGGCGGCCAUCGACAAGCUCCUCUUCUACAGCCCCAGCCCCACCGUUCCUCCGAGGAAGUCCGAGGGCAAGCAGGGGAAAAAGGAGGAAGAACCCGUGGAAGCCCCCUCCACUAAUGGCCCUUUAAUCGACUCCGACAUGACCAAAGAACUGGAGCUGGUGAGGACGACGGUCUUGCAGCUCGAGGAUCAACUCCAGAAGACGAAGCAACACGUGACGGAAAUGGAGAAGCAGAAGGCGGCCCUGGAGGAGAAAGUCAACCAGCUGCAGACCCAACUGGCACAGGAGAUCAAGAACACCAAGCAGAUGUCGGUCGUCGUGAGCGAGUACGAGAAGUCGAUAAGCCGACUUCUGGCCGAUAAGGAGAGGGACCGGGAGAGCCUCGAGCAGGAGAAGAUGAAACUCCAGGAGGAGCUCCAGGCGACCAAUCAUCAUCUCAGUAAUACCGAAGCGGCGUUCAAUGACGUUCAUAUGAAGUACGAACGACUGAAGGGGGUAGUGGCGGCUUACAAGAGCAACGAGACCGUUCUCAAGGAAAGUAUUACGGAAAACGUGGAGACGAUCAAGGCUCUGGAGUCUCGGUACGAUCAGCUGAAGAGCCACGCCAUGACUCAACUCGAGAAAGCCAACUUGGAGCUGGAGUCUAUACGUAAACAGCAGGAGGCCGAGACCGUGAGAUUACAAGCCAUGGUGAAGAAAGCGGAGCUGAAGAGCAACUCGUUCGCCGAACUGGUUGAGCAGAAGACGAAGGAGAACAAAGAACUCGCGAAGAUAUUGGACGAGGUGAUCAGCAGGGUUGGUUGCCAGAACGUCAAGUGAGAGGCCGCUUAAUGUCGUCGAAGCAGCAGGAUUAGUCCUUAUUUUUUUACUCGAUAUUAUUACUUAUAAGUACGAGGAAAUUCUAUGUAUACAUGUAUUAUUUCGAGGAAGUCAUAUUAUAUCGCGGAUAUAGUAUAUUUCGUUCCGUUUCGAAGAGGCACCUUUUCUUUUUUUUUUUUUUUAUUAAUUAUUUAUCGGUUGUAAAAUAUCCUAUCUUCGUCGCUAAUAAAAAAAACGAUUAGGCUUAAA
Molecule: messenger RNA, 3626 nt
Organism: Orussus abietinus
Lineage: Eukaryota; Metazoa; Arthropoda; Insecta; Hymenoptera; Orussidae
Gene: tacc
Exons: 7
Coding region: 213-3377 (1054 amino acids)
Biological process (GO): cell population proliferation; mitotic spindle organization; cerebral cortex development
Cellular component (GO): cytoplasm
Source: RefSeq, a predicted model, not a curated record